UGUGUUGACUGUGGCCAGACUUAAAUCUAGUUAUUGUCGUUUGGAACGCGCAGCUGUAAACCAGACCUCAUAAGGCUUUUCCUGUUAAUUCGCAGUUCAUUGUGCCUCUUGUUUCAGAGGGUAGAAAAGCUGAUUUAGUAAUCUAAAUGGACGCGAUACUGAAUUACAGGUUGGAAGAUACUGAAGAUUACUACACGUUACUGGGAUGUGAUGAACUGUCUUCGGCUGAACAAAUCUUGGCAGAAUUUAAGGUCAGGGCCCUGGAAUGUCACCCCGACAAGCAUCCUGAAAACUCCAAAGCUGUGGAGACUUUUCAGAAACUGCAGAAGGCAAAGGAGAUUUUGACUAAUGAAGCAAGUCGAGCCCGCUAUGACCACUGGCGAAGGAGCCAGAUAUCGAUGCCAUUCCAGCAGUGGGAAGCUUUGAGUGACUCGGUGAAAACGUCAAUGCACUGGGCUGCCAGAGGUAAAAAAGAUCUGAUGUUGGAAGAAUCUGACCAGACUCAUACCAAUAAAAUUGAAAAUGAGGAAUGGAAUGAACAAAAAGAGAUAAAGAAUGAGGAGUUUGGUCCAACCACAGAGAAAAUGGAGCAAAAAGAAUCCAAAUCCAUGGAGAAGUCAUUCUCCUCACAAAAUCCAGAUUCUCCAGGUUUUUCAGAUGUGAAUUGUUGGCACCUUCGUUUCCGCUGGUCUGGGGAUACUCCUUCAGAACUCCUGAGGAAAUUCAGAAACUAUGAAAUAUGAAAUGUCCCUGCUCCAUAGCGGGGAGAGGGGGAGGAAGAGAGAGAGAGAGAGAGAUCAUUCCCUGCGCUGCCAACAUACAGUCUUUGUUCACAUCUUAAAAAUGUCAUGUUUGUGAAUUGCUGAGUACCAAUUCAUUCCUCCAUCCUUGAUCCUGUUCUCUCAAUAUGUUUUCUAAACAAGAAAAAUUUCAGACUAGUUUCUUUCAAUAUUUGAGUAAAUUACAGCUCUUAGAUCCAGAGUAGAUUGUAUUAUGUGUGUUUUCCUGUUAAUGUUAUUUAUAGAAAUCCAUUAAAAAUCGAUCUCUAUAUUUAAAUAUUUCAUUGAUAUACCAUGAUCUUUAUGAGUGCUAGAUGUACAAGAAAUGUUUUCUGACUCUGGAUUUAAAAUAAAAUGUGAAAUUACUUGUCUAAACUCCAUUGAAUGAAAUAAAUAAUUUUCCCAAACUUCAUAA
Molecule: messenger RNA, 1194 nt
Organism: Kogia breviceps (pygmy sperm whale)
Lineage: Eukaryota; Metazoa; Chordata; Mammalia; Artiodactyla; Physeteridae
Gene: DNAJC12
Product: DnaJ heat shock protein family (Hsp40) member C12
Cellular component (GO): cytoplasm
Source: RefSeq, a predicted model, not a curated record